Molecule: messenger RNA, 2552 nt
Organism: Babjeviella inositovora NRRL Y-12698
Lineage: Eukaryota; Fungi; Ascomycota; Pichiomycetes; Serinales
Exons: 2
Coding region: 184-2262 (692 amino acids)
Source: RefSeq, a predicted model, not a curated record
AGUCUUUAGAAAAAGUCCAGACAGUCAGGUUACGGCUUUCAAAAGUACUCACAGGGCGGUGCCGGUCUCCACGACUCCAACGAUGCUGUUUCGGACCACUACAGACGAGCCUUGUCGCCCUCCAUCAACGAUACGCGCACCAACUCGCUCAAUGUGUCGUCUCAAGCCGCGGCAGCUGCGAUUAUGGCCCAUCCUCCGACCAAAGUUCAGUACAUCUACAAACCUAUCGAGCCACAACUGCGAACCAUGUCGAUGACCUCGUCUCCGUACAGUCAGCGGGUGACCGAUCGAGGCAGCCCCAGCGGACGUUCUAACUCUAUGAUGGGCUUGCGAACCAUGUCGCUUUCCAACUCCCAUACUGGUCUAAGAGGUCCCAACCCCGCCCACAAUGCUCCGAUCAACGGCGUCCCUCGAACUUCCUCCAUACUUUCCGACUCAAGUCCCAGAGGUAACAAAAGCUCUUCCCUUAUCAAUAACGCUAGUACUCUUCGCAAGCCCUCUCUCACUAAUGUCACACCUCUACGUAAUUCAUCGCUCACCAAUUCGAUAACAGGACGUAAUCGCCUUGGAGCCGUUCGUGCUAAUUCGCUCUCGUCUCUCAACUCGAACGGGUCUGCCGGUGGUAAGUACAUUGUCAAGACCACCAAAACUACCGAUGGGCAAGGAAGAACCACCUCUAUCACAAAGAAGACGAUGCAGCAGCUUCCUAACGGUUCUGUCAGUGUGCUUAAAACCGAAACAACCACGUUCGAGCACAUUGAAGAGGAGGAAGAAGUGUUUGAUGAAUACAAUUUCGGAGAGGAUUUUGAUGGGAGUUAUGACCAAGAUACGUACGUUCCCGAGGGCUAUGCUCAGGACGACUACGAGUAUGACACCCACACCCCUCAGUUGCUGCCAGUCCGGGCAUUCCAACAGCUUCUGCCACUUCUCAACCUGCCUCCGCGACCGUUGGCCGACUUGUCUGAAGUUUCAGAAGAGGAAGUGGUUGUCCCAAGGAUUCGUCGUACCCCGGAAAAUACCAACGGUUUAAUCAUCGCUGGUGGGCACCAUGUUCCGUCGCAUAAAAGCUUGAUCCCGGUUAAAUCCAUCUUGAAGAAACCGGAGCCUGUCUUAGAAGAGAGCCCAAAUAUCGUCCCUAAUGGGGUCUUUAAGGCCAAGGAGGUUGCUACGUCGCCUGUUCCGCAAACUGUUCUGGACAAAGUAGAUGGAAAUAAAGUGGCUCCAUAUGCCUCCUUGGGUGAGCCAAAUCCCAAAUCUCGUUCCAAUGAUACUGACUCGACUUUGACAGAACCUAACGAUUCUGUUCCAAAUGUUAAGGCUCAGACUGAAAUGACAGCGGCCAACUUCUCUCUGCCAGCCUCUCCGUUGCUCGAGAAUUCUUUCCCUGGUGCUCUCCGGGACAGAGACGUGCCAUGCUCUAGCCGCCUGUCGUCUAUGAGUUCUGAAUUUGCCGAUGCCUUGGAGGAACCAGCCAAGUAUCAACCUACUUUGCAGGUUCCCGAAGCUGUUCUUCGUACCGGCUCUAUAGAUGGCAGCAGUUCGGUAGAGAGUCUGACGUACAAAAGAUCUGAAUCGACACCGCCUUCCGGUGACGAGGCAACUGCCCUUUCUAAAAAGCAAGACAAAGAAGAGCUCAAAAAAACAGUAAAGAAAGCUCAUUCUGACGGGACAGAGAAGCUUGACGUGCCAUCUGAACCUUCUUUGUCACGACGCGCUGCUCUGGUUUCCACAGACCGGUCUAAUGCUGAAGCUACACCGGUCACCCUGUUGGAUCAAGAAAUUACCCCUACUACAAGUUCGGCCCCUCCUGAGGGAGCCCCACUUGACCAUAUAUCUAAACCUACAAGUCUUCCUCAAAAAGAUUCCUUGCGCAGCUCGUUAGCCCCUGCCAGGCCUCGGUUCAUCCCACCAGUUCAGAAUGGGACUCUUGCAUCCUCCAAAUUGGUUAAUCAUGACGCACUCCAUCCUGAACAGCUUAAAACUUUGGUUCCCGAUACAUAUCCUUCGCCAGCCACACCCGAUGUGUGUCAGCCCUCAGUAGCGAAAGCUACGGUCCAAACACCGUUUCUUUUCGCAGGCUGUGGCUCUGACCCAGCCUCUCCAACCGCUACUACCCAUGACACCCUGGAUGAAACAUUCGAGUCUUACCAGAGGGAGCCAAUCCCAGUGGAUGCGGCACCAAAGAAGGAGCCAGCGCUAAAGGAAAAGCCGCGGUCUAAGUUCAAGAAGUUUAUGAAUUUGUUUGUGACCGAUUAUCAUUAAGUUUUUAGAGCCAUGGUGCAUGCCCUUUUCACUGACUCUGGUGCUGCGGCCAAUCUAAUCAAACCUCAAUACAACAAUGUUUUAAGUGAAAAAUACAGUCGUGUUAUAGCCUCCCAGAGCUCCUAGUGUGUUUAUGUCUUUUUCUGGGCUUGAGUUAUCCCGUUAUUAGGUAAGGUUCGAUACUUGCCCCCUCAUAUACAUAAUCAAGAAGAGUAAAAAUCGUGGCCGCUUAGACUGCGGGGAGUCGGCACUAGCAAGCCAUCAGUAAAAGGCUGACAAGGGAGAUUUUU